AUGGACAAGCCUCGACCGCUGUGGCAGAAGCGGUGGCCAACGCUCUCGAAGGUGAGCUACGCGAGUGAAGGCAAGCGAAUUGCCGUUACUACUACAGUGGAGCGGCAGCAAGCGGUGCAGAGCGACAACUACCAACUCGUGAUCGUCGGCACUGGCUGGGCCGGCUACCAAAUGUUCACGGAGUGCUCCAAGUAUCUCUCAGACAUUGAGAAGAACUUGGGCGGCAGGGACGUCGACAUCGUCGUGGUCUCCAUGCGAAACCACUUCCUGUACACGCCUCUGCUAGCGAGUACAACCGUGGGGACGCUGGAAUUCCAGUCCAUUACGGAGCCAAUCCGCGACGGCAUGUUCCGGCACGAAGGCCACUUCCACCUGGCAAGCGUCAAGGAGAUCGACCCCGAGAAGAAGGAGCUGUUCGUCAAGUCGGCGCUGGGCUCUCGUCGCGAGUACCCUAUCAAGUAUGACACGUUGGUGUUGGCGUGUGGCUCCCGACCGCUGACUUUCGGCCUACCAGGCGUUGAAGAGCACGCGUUCUUCCUCAAGGAGAUCCACCACGCCCAGAAGAUCCGCAACCGCAUCCUCGAGAACUUCGAGGUGGCCACUCAACCGGGCGUCACUCCCGAGGAGAGGGAGAGGCUGCUGCAUUUCGUAGUGGUGGGUGGGGGCCCCACAGGUAUAGAGUUCUGUGCCGAGCUCUACGAUUUGGUGCUCCAAGACCUCCGACACAUGUACCCGGACGUGUCCAAGUACCUGGGCGUGACUCUGUUGGACUCUGGUGAAAUCCUCAGCGGGUUCGACAAGCAGCUACGCACUGUGGCUCUCAGCAAGAUCGAGUCGCGCAGUAGUAUGCGGAUCAUCAAGAAGAACUGCAUCGAGGUCACGGCUGACGGUGUGACGCUCGAAGGGGGCGAAAAGCUGCCUGCGGGUCUCGUCGUCUGGACUGCGGGAGUGGGUCCCAACGCGCUCACCAAGUCGCUCACGGUCUUCGAGAAGAGCAGGCGCGGCAACAUCCUGACCAACCAGUACUGCCAGGUACUUGGCGCCGCUGAGGUGGAGACGGAAGCUCCGUUAGGAAUGCCGCGUCGCUCGAACGUCUUCUCUAUUGGAGACUGCGCUGAGAUCCUGGAUUACCCGCUACCAGCGACGGCGCAAAAGGCCCAAACGCAGGCCGACUACCUCACGGCGCUACUCCGUGGCAAGAAUGCGGCCCCGGCCAAGCCGUACACGUUCCGGAGCAAGGGGAUGGUGGCGUAUCUGGGCUCGUACCAAGGACUGUUCGAAGCGCGACCGAGAGAGGACAACAAGAUCACGCUCACUGGAUGGCAGGCGUGGUUCCUGUGGCGCAGCGCGUACCUGACGAAGCUGGGGAGUUGGCGGCUCCGGUUGCAGGUGCCGCUCGACUGGCUGAAAGCGAUUCUUGUGGGCCGAGACGUUUCUAGGUUUUAA
Molecule: messenger RNA, 1446 nt
Organism: Phytophthora sojae
Lineage: Eukaryota; Oomycota; Peronosporomycetes; Peronosporales; Peronosporaceae
Exons: 2
Coding region: 1-1446 (481 amino acids)
Molecular function (GO): NADH dehydrogenase activity
Source: RefSeq, a predicted model, not a curated record